AUGCCAAGAAUUCGAAAUGAUCCAAAUUUCAAUAUCUGUCCGGACUAUGCAUCAAUUAACUUUGCGAACACGAGAGCACAACUCAUUAAUGAGAACAUCGAUGAAGAACAAGCAAUUCAAUUACUCAGGAACAUAUGGCAAGCUAACAACGAGACAGACAAGGUUUUGUGGCAGCAGCAGUUAGCUGAGGACAGAGAGCAGCGGGAGCAUGCACAAAGGAUACAAGAAGACGAACAGGAACAAGUCGAACAAGAACGCAUCGACGAAGAAGAUGCCGCACACAAGGAGGAAAGGAAGAAGAAUAAACAUAAGUAUAUUCCAAUCCUGGACACGGGCAUUCCGGACGAACCAUCUGUCACACCUUGCUCAUACGUUCUUCGUAAACUAGACAAAGGUGAAUACAUCAAAAUGUGGUAUUUCACAAACGAUGGGCUAGACGAGGCAUCAAUCAAGAAGACUAUAGACGAUGACGCCAUGGUUCUAUCAACCUUGGCGGAUGGAUCUACAGCCUGGAUCUCUUCGGCAUCAGCGCAUAACGCUAAGUCGGUUAUCAAUGAUGAGAACUUACCGUUCGAGGAAUUUUGUCAAGCAUGUCCUCGCUUUCUAGUUGCCUUGGAAGAAGCGAACUGGCCGGAAGAUCGAAUCAGAAUGAUGGCACUGUUCUGGAGGAACAUACAAGUGCACAAGUAUUGUUCUUUGCGAGAUCCAAUAGCGCAAAAGACUCUUUUGGUCUAUCAGGCCGAGCAACGCAGAUGCUGGCACGUAGCAGCGAAAUCCUCGACAGGACCAUAUAACAUUUCGACGGUUAAUGAAAAAGUACUGGCAGACACGAGGGAGAAAGUAUACUGGGAAGAACGGCUCAAGAGAGACAACGCACGCGAUUAUAAGGUCAGUUUAUAA
Messenger RNA from Suillus bovinus, 900 nucleotides. RefSeq lists its product as uncharacterized. The record is from RefSeq and is a predicted model, not a curated record. The coding region runs from base 1 to 900 and encodes 299 amino acids. The transcript has a single exon. Lineage: Eukaryota; Fungi; Basidiomycota; Agaricomycetes; Boletales; Suillaceae.